Molecule: messenger RNA, 1901 nt
Organism: Portunus trituberculatus (swimming crab)
Lineage: Eukaryota; Metazoa; Arthropoda; Malacostraca; Decapoda; Portunidae
Product: oxidoreductase NAD-binding domain-containing protein 1-like
Cellular component (GO): mitochondrion
Molecular function (GO): oxidoreductase activity
Source: RefSeq, a predicted model, not a curated record
UUAUCGGGACGGUCGCUUUGUUUACAUUGUGGUGGUGUUACAUCACGUGUGUAGGUGUGGUGUGUGUGUGUGUGUGUGUGUGUGUGUUGCGGGUGCUUAUGUGUGGCAGUGUUGGGUAGGACUGGGUUGUGCUGGCGUCUCAUACUACUACUGGCCCUGAAGUAGAUGUGGGUGGUAUUAAGGACGUAGGAGUCUUAUUGGCGGGAUGAAAUUAUUGAUGGUGGAAUGGUUGUACUAGUUUGUGUUUAUCGGUCUUACGCAAUUGGAUGUGGAUGAAGUGGAAUCCGUUCUAACUUUACCUGACCUUACCUAGCCGACUGUAAACUGUUAUAAGCCACUCUUAUUCGAGAAAACUAAAUCAGUACUCCUUUCUAACUUAUUCGACAAAGACCUGUAUGAACGUGAUCCAAUCUCUGCCCUAACUAUAUCCACGUAACUCAGUGUGUGUCUGUGUGUGUAUGUGUGUUCGUUCGUCCAUCAUGAGGGUGUUAGUUAGAGGUGUGUGGUCACCAUUCCGAGUCUUUCACAAGCUUAAGCCAAGACUCAUGUCCACACUCACCCCAGAGGAACCUGCCCCUGCAGCACCCAACAAAGGGGCGGCAGGGCAGGGCAAGCAUCUCAUCAUCACUGCAGAACAGACCCGUCAGUCUCUAGUGGCGGCGGCAACUGUCACGAGAGUCUGGCAGGCGUCCCCCAGUGUGAGGUGUUUGACCCUGGCUGUGCAUGACCCCAGGGUGUCCUUCAAAGGGGGACAGUGGGUGGACCUCUUCAUUCCUGGGCUGGAGGUAGUGGGUGGGUUCUCCAUGUGCUCAGCCCCCCACCAGCUGGCCCGGGGAACACUGGAUCUGGGGGUGAAGUACUCCAAAUGGCCGCCUGCUCUGUGGGUGCAUGAGGAGUGCAAGGUGGGGUCAGAGGUCCAUAUUCGAGUUGGGGGUGACUUCCACUACCCACCAUCACCCCCACCACAGAAGGAGGGGGCCAGAGGGAUCAAUCUACCUCCCUACCCCUUGCUACUAGUCGGGGGUGGGGUAGGGGUGAAUCCGCUGGCCUCCAUGUUGUUCCAGAUUCACUCCCUUCACCGGCUGGGGGUCGCAGCUGGGGCACUGUUGUAUUCUGUAAGGACAUAUGAAGAUAUUUUGUAUAAGGAGGAGCUGAACCGAGUGGCUGCAGAGAUGAGUAACUUCAGUGUGAGAUAUUUCACCACGAGAGAACCACCACCAAGCUCAUCCCUAGCUACCUAUGGCCACAUAACUGCCGACAUGCUUGCUAAGGCAGUCUCCUCUCUCACCACAUCCCACCCUCCACUCUGCUACCUCUGUGGGCCGCCCAGGAUGUCAGAGGAUGUCAGCCGCCACUUGCAGGAUGCCGGGGUGCCUAGGGAGAGGAUCCUGUAUGAGAAGUGGUGGUGAUAGUGUGUGGGUGUGAUAGUUAUGGGGAUGUUAGGUGUCUCUGCGGGUAUGUGAUGGCAUGGUGGAUGGUGGGAGGGUCGUCUUGUGUAUCAUUGAUUUUUGUAUGAUUUGAUAUUAGUCUUGUGGUUUAGGUGUGUGUGUGUGUGUGUGUGUGUCAUGCCUUUCAUUUCCUUUUGUUAUUUUUAUUCUUGUUCAUUUUAUUCUUCCUCCUCCUCCUCCUCCUAGUCAGUUCUAGCUACCUACUUUCAUAUCAGGGGACUUAUUUUAAUUAUAUAUUUAUUUUAUUUUAUUUAUAUAUCUUUCAUUUCCCAAGUUUUCUCAUGUCCUGGCUAAUACUGAUAAUGAUGAUGAUAUAAUAAUGUAAGAAUCUUUAUUAUUAUUAUUAUUAUUAUUAUUAUUAUUAUUAUUAUUAUUAUUAUUAUGUACAGUAUGAUGGGUGAUGUAAAUAUUACUAAUUUAUUGAACAAAAAUAAUUAUUGUUGAAGGAAAAUC